CCCAGGUGAGCAGCAGCCUGCAGACACCGGUUGAUGCGCUGGUCCGCUCGGUAUUUCACGUCUAAAUCUCACAAAGAGUCGCUUUUUUUUCCCCGAAAGCAUAUCAGUCAGCUGUAAACUCCGGGGCCGUGACAGAAAACCUUUACGGUAAAACGCCAGCGUGCAUUUUGAAGCCUCUUUUCGCCCGUCCGCGUCGCCCCGCACCGGGGGGAAGAAGAGCCGCGGCUUGCCUCACCGGCGACAACCACCAUGAGCCUGAGGUUUACCGUCUCCAAGAGCGACGGCGACCGGCGCCCCUCUGACAUCCAGGGGGAGGUGAACCAGCUGUUUGAGGGAGACGAGCCCUCAGCCUGCGGUGCUGCCGCCGCGGGGGAAGACGCUCCUGCUGAUGACGAGGACGUGGUGGUGGUGCUGAAAGGUGACAGUAACCCCAAAGAGAGCAGCCCCUUCAUCAACAGCAGUGAAGCUGCCGCUGAAAAGAGCCAGCAAUAUGACGGCAAGAACAUGGCCUUGUUUGAGGAGGAGAUGGACACCAGGCCUAUGGUGUCAUCUCUUCUCAGCACCCUGGCCAACUACUCCAACCUUCCCCAAGGCUGCAAGGAACAUGAGGAGGCUGAGAACAACGAAGCAGAGCCAGCACGCAAGAAACCCGUCAAGGCCCCUCAGCUUGGCACCCUGAUGGGCGUCUACAUGCCAUGCAUCCAGAACAUUUUUGGAGUGAUCCUUUUCCUCAGGAUGACCUGGUUAGUUGGAAUUGGAGGCGUCAUCGGGACCUUCAUCAUCGUCUUCAUGUGUUGUGCCACCACUAUGCUGACUGCCAUCUCCAUGAGUGCCAUCGCUACCAAUGGAGUAGUGCCAGCUGGGGGCUCCUACUACAUGAUUUCCCGUUCGCUGGGACCGGAGUUUGGCGGAGCGGUGGGGAUCUGUUUCUACCUGGGAACCACCUAUGCUGGAGCCAUGUACAUCCUGGGAGCUAUCGAGCUGCUCUUGAUCUACAUAGCUCCCAAAGCAGCCAUCUUCCCCAUCGAGGGCCUGGAGGGUGCCGAGGCGGAAGCCGCGCUGCUGAACAACAUGCGCGUGUAUGGAACCAUCCUGCUGACCUCCAUGGCCACCGUCGUGUUUGUUGGCGUCAAGUAUGUGAACAAGCUGGCCCUGGUCUUUCUGGCCUGCGUCAUCCUCUCCAUUCUGGCCGUCUACGCCGGAGUCAUAAAGACCGGCAUCGAGCCGCCCAUUUUCCCAGUUUGCAUAUUGGGAAAUCGGACUUUGGUGUGGAAGAACUUUGACGUUUGUGCCAAAACCCUUGAGACCGCUAAUGGAACGGUCACCACCCAGCUGUGGAACAUUUUCUGUGACUCACCUUUCCUCAACGCUACCUGCGACAAAUACUUUGCGGCCAACAAUGUGACUCAGAUCCAGGGCAUUCCUGGGAUCACCAGCGGAGUCCUGGCAGAUAACCUGUUUGGGACCUACUAUGAGAAGGGGGAUCUGGUUGACAAAUCUGUCCUGGAGUCGGUGCAGGACCACGAUGAACCUGUGACCAACGCUAACCGCUACGUGUUGGCCGACAUCACCAGCUUCUUCACGCUGCUGGUUGGCAUCUACUUCCCAUCAGUGACAGGAAUCAUGGCCGGAUCCAACCGCUCCGGAGAUCUGCGCGACGCCCAGAAGUCGAUCCCCAUUGGGACCAUUGCAGCCAUCACAACCACCUCCACUGUCUACAUGUCCAGUGUGUUUCUGUUUGGUGCCUGCAUUGAGGGGGUGGUCCUCAGGGACAAGUUCGGAGAAGGCGUGCAUGGGAACCUGGUCAUUGGCACGCUGGCUUGGCCGUCACCAUGGGUGAUCGUGAUUGGCUCUUUCUUUUCCACUUGCGGGGCAGGGCUCCAGAGCCUGACGGGAGCUCCUCGUCUUCUGCAGGCCAUCGCCAAGGAUGGCAUUGUGCCUGCCCUUCGGAUCUUUGGACAUGGAAAGGCCAAUGGAGAACCAACAUGGUCCCUCCUGCUGACAGCUUGUAUCUGUGAGAGUGGCAUCCUUAUUGCCUCCCUGGACGCUGUGGCUCCCAUCCUCUCUAUGUUUUUCCUGAUGUGCUAUAUGUUUGUGAAUCUGGCCUGUGCCCUCCAGACGCUCCUAAGGACUCCAAACUGGAGGCCCCGCUUCAAGUUCUACCACUGGACUCUGUCCUUUCUUGGGAUGAGCUUGUGUCUCACUCUAAUGUUCAUCUGCUCCUGGUACUACGCCAUUGUGGCCAUGGGGAUCGCUGGUUCUAUCUACAAGUACAUUGAGUUUGCAGGCGCCGAGAAAGAAUGGGGUGAUGGGAUACGAGGUCUGUCUCUGAGCGCUGCGCGGUACGCUCUCAUGCGCCUAGAGGAAGGCCCGCCACACACCAAGAACUGGAGGCCCCAGCUGCUGGUUCUGGUCAGCACGGAUGCAGAGCAGAAUGUGGAGCAGCCUCGUCUGCUGUCCCUCACCAACCAGCUGAAGGCGGGCAAAGGCCUCACCAUCGUCGGGACAGCUCUGGAGGGCACCUACCUGGCGAACCACGAGCAGGCUCAGCGUGCAGAUCAGGCACUGCGCAAGUUAAUGGAGACUGAAAAGGUGAAGGGCUUCUGUCAGGUGACUGUCUCUUCAAACCUCCGGGAUGCUACAUCCCAUCUGCUGCAGGCCAGCGGGCUGGGAGGCCUAAAGCACAAUGCUGUGCUGGUCUCCUGGCCACGCAACUGGAAGCACGGAGACGAGCACCAGACCUGGAGGAACUUUGUUGAGCUGGUCAGAGAAACCACCAUUGCCCGCCUCGCUCUGCUCGUACCAAAGAACAUUUCAGCAUUCCCAUCCAAUGGCGAACGCUUCAGCGAGGGUCACAUCGACGUAUGGUGGAUCGUGCAUGACGGAGGCAUGUUGAUGCUGCUGCCCUUCCUUCUCCGUCAACAUAAGGUCUGGAGGAAGUGCAAGAUGCGCAUCUUCACCGUGGCUCAGAUGGACGACAACAGCAUCCAGAUGAAAAAGGACCUGACUACCUUCCUCUAUCACCUCCGUAUUGAUGCUAUGAUCGAAGUUGUGGAAAUGCAUGACAGCGACAUCUCAGCCUACACGUACGAGAAGACACUGGUGAUGGAACAACGCUCGCAGAUGCUGAAACAGAUCAACCUUACAAAGACUGAGCGCGAGAGGGAGAUCCAGAGUAUCACCGAUUCAUCCCGCGGAUCUAUCCGGCGUAAGAACCCGGCCGCUGUGACCACCCAGCUGAGUGUGACCGAGGAGCCGCCAGCCACCAGCAAGGAGGAGAAGCCUGAAGAGGAGUCAAAGUCGGCCUCUUCCCCUGUGUCCCCCCCUGCUCAGGUCCAGCUCAUCCACGACAACACCACCCCAGCCAGCCCCGCCACCCCAGCCACCCCGCUGACCCCCGCCGAGGAGACCCAGAGCCCCGGGGAGCAGAUCCAGAGGACCUGGACGGAGAAGUGUGACGGCAAGGCAGCGAAGCCUCUUGGAGUGACCACAGAAGAGGACAUCAAAGACAUCUUCAACAUGAAGCCAGAGUGGGAGAACCUGAACCAGUCUAACGUGCGGCGUAUGCACACAGCGCUCCGGCUGAAUGAAGUCAUCCACAAAAAGUCCUCCGAGGCCAAGCUGGUCCUCCUGAACAUGCCAGGGCCACCCAAGAACCGGACAAGUGAUGAGAACUACAUGGAGUUCCUGGAGGUGCUCACCGAAGGUCUAAACCGGGUCCUUCUGGUUCGCGGGGGUGGCCGCGAGGUCAUCACCAUCUAUUCCUGAAAGAGCAGCCAACUCCCCCAUCUCCCCCCUCUCUAUAACCCCCUUCCUCUCCCAUGUCAGCUGUGCUCUCACCUCGUCAUCCCCAUCGCUUCAUUACCGAGCUCCUGUUUAUUUCUGUGCUGUAGUGCUCUCACAACCAACAAAUAGCCCCGCUCAGCUUCAGCGCCUCUCCCUCUUGCUCUGACCACGGCAGACAGACGAAUCCAAAAACAUUUCCC
Molecule: messenger RNA, 3986 nt
Organism: Fundulus heteroclitus (mummichog)
Lineage: Eukaryota; Metazoa; Chordata; Actinopteri; Cyprinodontiformes; Fundulidae
Gene: slc12a5a
Product: solute carrier family 12 member 5a
Biological process (GO): chloride ion homeostasis; potassium ion import across plasma membrane; chloride transmembrane transport
Cellular component (GO): membrane
Molecular function (GO): potassium:chloride symporter activity
Source: RefSeq, a predicted model, not a curated record